Myotis myotis is the source of this 663-nucleotide messenger RNA. RefSeq names its product claudin 22 (gene CLDN22). Gene Ontology annotation, molecular function: structural molecule activity. The transcript has a single exon. The record is from RefSeq and is a predicted model, not a curated record. The coding region runs from base 1 to 663 and encodes 220 amino acids. Gene Ontology annotation, cellular component: plasma membrane; bicellular tight junction. Gene Ontology annotation, biological process: cell adhesion; bicellular tight junction assembly. NCBI's taxonomy places the organism in Eukaryota, Metazoa, Chordata, Mammalia, Chiroptera, Vespertilionidae.
AUGGCUUUCGUAUUUAGAACUGUGGCCCAAUUAGCUGGAAUGUCGUUAUCUUUGCUGGGGUGGGUUUUAGCCUGUCUCACCAACUACCUGCCGCACUGGAAGAACCUGAACCUGGACCUGAAUGAGAUGGAGAACUGGACCCUGGGCCUGUGGCAGGCCUGCGUCGUCCAGGAAGAGGUGGGGAUGCAAUGCAAGGACUUCGACUCCUUCCUGGCCCUGCCCAUGGAGCUCCGGGUCUCCAGGGUCCUGAUGUUCCUGUCCCACGGGCUGGGGCUCCUGGGCCUGCUGGUCUCGGGGUCUGGGCUGGACUGCCUGAGAGUCGGAGAGAGACAGCGAGAGCGGAAGAAGCGGCUGCUGAUCCUGGGAGGGGUCCUGUUCUGGACGGCGGGCGUCGGGGUCCUGGUGCCAGUCUCCUGGGUCGCCCACGUGACCGUGCAGGAGUUCUGGGACGAGACCCUCCCGGAGGUUGUGCCCAGGUGGGAGUUCGGGGAAGCCCUCUUCCUGGGCUGGUUCGCUGGGUUUUGUCUCCUCCUCGGGGGGUGCCUGGUGACCUGGGCCGCCUGCUGCACCCAGGCUCCGCUGGCUGCGGGCCAGUACCCGGCGGCAGAAACGCAGCAUCUCCGUCACCCCCUGGAGAUGAAAAACACUCGGCUGACAGUCUAA